Molecule: messenger RNA, 3421 nt
Organism: Malurus melanocephalus (red-backed fairy wren)
Lineage: Eukaryota; Metazoa; Chordata; Aves; Passeriformes; Maluridae
Product: excitatory amino acid transporter 4-like
Exons: 11
Coding region: 173-1813 (546 amino acids)
Biological process (GO): L-glutamate transmembrane transport
Cellular component (GO): plasma membrane
Molecular function (GO): neutral L-amino acid transmembrane transporter activity; glutamate:sodium symporter activity; L-glutamate transmembrane transporter activity
Source: RefSeq, a predicted model, not a curated record
UGAUGAGCACAUGGUGCAACAUGGAAUCUAAUAAAUAAUCCUGUAUUUUCCCAUAUAAAAAUAGAAAUUUCAUUUUUGUUUGGACAAAAAUAUGUUUUCUAGUGCAYGUAGAUGGAGAGACAUCUGGUGAAAAGAUCAGAGCUGUGCCGGGGGAUUGAGCACCGUGCUGACCAUGAGCGAGCAGAGCCACGUCAACAGCCUGUUCCUCAACGAGGACGCAGCCAAGAGGCUGCACAGCGACAGCAGGGUGCAGAGGAUCCGACAGGCUGUGCACAGGAGAGCAGCACGGGCCAAGAAGAGGAUGCACAGCAUCACUGCAGAGAGUGCCAAAAGCUUCUUCAGGAGAAAUGCCUUCGUCCUCUUCACCAUUGUUGCAGUACUCCUAGGGAUUAUCCUGGCCUUCUCCCUCCGGCCCUACCAGCUGACCUAUCGCCAAAUCAAGUACUUCUCCUUCCCCGGCGAGCUGCUGAUGCGGAUGCUCCAGAUGCUGGUUCUUCCUCUCAUUGUCUCCAGCUUGAUUACAGGAAUGGCCUCACUGGAUAGCAGAGUCUCAGGGAAGAUGGGGAUGCGGGCUAUCAUCUACUAUAUGGUGACCACAAUCAUAGCUGUCUUCAUUGGCAUCUUCAUGGUGAUCAUCAUACACCCAGGAAAAGGAUCUAAGGACAAHCUUCACCGAGAAGGCAGAAUUGAGCAGGUGCAGACCACAGAUGCCUUCAUGGACCUGGUGAGGAAUAUGUUUCCACCCAACCUGGUAGAAGCCUGCUUCAAACAGUACAAGACGCAGUACAGCACCAGGGUCUUCACCAGAACCAUCCUCCACAGCAGCAAUGUCACAGCGGGUGUGACAACCACUCAGAUUCCCGUGCCUGAGAACUUCACCAGCAUCAUGGAAAACGUGACUCAUGCCCUGGGAAGCAUCUCCGAGGUGCUGACCUUUGAAGAAGUCAUUCCCAUCCCAGGCUCAGCCAAUGGGGUGAACGCGCUGGGGCUGGUAGUGUUCUCCAUGUGCUUCGGUUUGAUGAUCGGCAGCAUGAAGCAGAGGGGACGGGCCCUGCGGGAGUUCUUUAACUGCCUCAACGAAGCCAUCAUGAGGCUGGUGGCCAUUAUCAUCUGGUAUGCUCCAGUUGGGAUCAUGUUUUUAAUUGCGGGCAAAAUCCUGGAGAUGGAUGACCUGGCAGUGAUGGGAGGCCAGCUGGGAAUGUACACGCUCACUGUCAUCGUGGGACUCCUCAUCCACGCCCUUUGCAUCCUGCCCCUGCUCUAUUUCAUCGUCACUCACAGGAACCCCUGGCUCUUCAUUGCAGGGCUCCUGCAGGCUCUGAUCACAGCCCUGGGCACCUCCUCCAGCUCAGCAACACUGCCCAUAACCUUCAGGUGCCUGGAAGAAAAYAAUGGUGUGGACAGGCGUAUCACGAGGUUUGUGCUGCCUGUGGGAGCCACAAUCAACAUGGAUGGCACUGCUCUGUAUGAGGCCCUUGCAGCCAUCUUCAUUGCACAAGUCAACAACUACGAACUUGACUUUGGGCAAAUCAUCACAAUAAGCAUCACUGCCACGGCAGCCAGCAUUGGAGCUGCAGGCAUUCCCCAGGCAGGACUGGUGACSAUGGUGAUAGUGCUGACAUCAGUGGGGCUCCCUACUGAGGACAUCACACUCAUCAUCGCUGUCGACUGGUUUCUGGACCGCCUUAGAACAACUACCAAUGUGCUGGGGGAUUCUCUGGGGGCUGGCAUUGUGGAGCACCUCUCCCGGCAUGAGCUGGAUGCGCAAGACUGCGAACUUGACUGUUUGUCCAACUUUUCAAGAAAACAUUGAAUUCUAAUCCUGAAGAGACUUCCUGACCAGGGCAAAUGGAAGGAUGAAUCAGAAGAUGGUUGGAUUGGAUUCUAGCUCAAAUGGGAAUUAAUUCUGGGAAGUCCUAUGGCUCUGGUUMCACAGACAGUCACACUAGAUGGUCAUAAGGGUCCCUUCUGGCUUUCUAAUAUAUGCACGUGCUUUCUGCCUUAGAGAUAUUGCAAAGGUUCUUUCCAACCCAAUCAUUUCUAGGAAGGAUCCUAAUGAUACAUUAAUAAAACUCAGCAGGAGUCUCACCUGUUUUCAGUUGCUGUUAGCAGACAUGUACACACACCACAAAAGGGACUCUCCAYACCACACUGCAUCCACAUAUUUGCAGAUGUUCCCACAAAGCAGURCACACCAAGCCUUGCCAUUUGUGUUUCCCUGCUUCCAACACAAGAUUAACAGAGCACARACAAGUAGAGGCCUCAUUUUCAAACAGUGCAAACCAGUCUUCCUUUGGGAAUUUCAGAAUUCAGUUGAUAGCUUUUAGCUCUGGUGUUUACCCAUGUUGUUAACCAGAUUGUGAUUGGAAUGAUCUGUUUACAGUACUUGAACAUCAAAGUAUUGUCAGAAAUUUCCAYAUACUUACAUAUAUAUAUGCACAUAUAUAUGAAAGGGGUGCAUGUUGCAAGCAUACAUAUACACAGAGCUAAWUUUUUUGUUACUAAUCCAAGAAGGAAAGUCAAUAUUACAGUCUCACUGUGUGUAAAGCUGCAUAUUUCAUUUUGGUGCCCACCUUGAUUUACUCAUUUAAUCCUAUCCUUAAAACAAAAAGUUGAGGCUGUUCUACUUCAUUCCAGAAAUGAGUCUUCCAAAGCCAGAUUUCCCAGAAAGGAGCUCAAUGCAUGCCAAUUUUGACUUGUACCUGCUGGUGAUGAAAUGAGAACUUCUCAAUGUGUAGAGAAAAUUCUCCGCUGUGUCCUUGACUUGUCUGCACACAUCCCAAAGACCCCCAUCCCCACUGCAUCUGUCUUGGCAAGGGGCAAGCUUUCAGAGCUCAGUCAGGAAUACAAAAGUGUUUGUACUCCUUCCAAAUUCAGUGCUGACCUUGUACGAACUCAGCCUUCAAAACYGGAUAAUUUUUGAACUGUAUUUUAUAAUUUUAUCCACUGUCUUUUUAAAUUACCAUAUACUUGAGAGCUUAUGCAGUUUUUACUGCAGUCCUGCUGCUUCUACUUGCAGAAACUUUCUAAGUUUCUCCUAUUUGCAARCAGAUCUCUCCCUAAUGAUUACAGAUGGGAUGAAACAGAAAGCUAUCUCAAUGYAUAAAUACACAAGCAGCUCUUGGGUUAGGACACAUCUCUUCAUUACUAAUUUGAAGAGAGAAAAUCUGGGAAUAUGGAUUUUCAGUUAGGCCAUGUGUCACUUUAUGCAUCUAAUACAUGCACAUUGUUCCAGGAGUUGAACUGCCCAUGAAAACUGACCUGAAAUUGUAUGUUCUUCUGCUGUGCCCAAAGAAGAGCUGGAAAUCAGUACUGUACAGUGUGUCCAYGGCAUUUGGGCAAUUCGACUCUGUUAAUUCCUGAGGGCUUUUUCUUCAUGCUGUGAUUUUCAGUGUUAAUACAGAUAGUUUCCAUAUUUGAA